GCAACGAAAGGUCGCCUUACCUGUGAGCCUUCCGCAAGGUGCUCGCACUCCUAGCACCCUGUCUUUACCUUCUCAGGACAUUCAUACGAGUCACAAUGCCACCAAAGCCCGUAGCCGCAAAGGCAAAACCGAAGCCCAAAUCGACUCCCCAGCCGGCUCCUGGUGCUCGUCCUGGGGGAUUGAGAAGGCAUGGUGCCGCCCCCCCUGCCAAAGCUCGGGCCCCGGCUGUCACCACAACCAAGGACAAACCAGCUGCAGAGAAACCAAAGGAGCUCGAGAUACCAGAAGUGAAAAUAGAGCUCAAGCAGUUGGUCGACGUGCUGAUCAACGACACAGGCGGCAAGAUCAAAGAUUCGGGAAAAUGGCCACUAGUUAUUGACGAGUCCGACCGGGUGUCUACGUUCCUGCGAUAUCAGGACACAAACUACCUGAACGCCAAGAACCCCGGGGACAUGGAGCCUGAGAGGAUACGUAUGGCGAUCAUUGGGGGAAUCAGGUUUGGGAAGCCGGUAGUGCUGGACAUGAUGGACACAAACAUGUUUCAUGCCGCCGCCGACAAGUUUGACGUGGUGCAGAAGGGCCUUCUGGAGUCGGUAAUGACCAAGGACAUCCUUGUCGAUCAGAAGUACGUAUCUCUUGUGAAGGACUCGGACCCGGAUGAGUACACGGACCAGUCGUCGGCAUUCCGCCAUGGCAUGGUGGACGGCUUCAGGUUCUUCCUCAUCACAAACAUGGCGUCCCCUCCGCUUGAACUCAUGCAGAGGACUUACGUCAUCAGGGUGCAGUGAACUGUACUGGCCUUGUCUCUCUUCCGGAUCCCAACUUGUGUACGUUUAUGUUAAACUAGUGUGGAGGAUCAUGAUUUAGGAACGUAUGUCAUUAGUCCACAAGAACGUGCAAUUAAUGAACACGAUAGUAACUAACGUUACCUACUACCUUAGUCCCGCGCUCUGACCUAGUCAUUGGGAGGACAUGUACAAGGUCUAGGUAGACAUGAAAAUGAUGAAUUAUGAUUAAUUAACAUUUGCUUCUACUUUCGGAUCCCGCCUUGUCUUUGUACUAGUACCGUAUAAUGUAAUUGGGAUAUAUCGCGGGUGUAAAUCAGCGCACAUCAAUGUUCCUAAGUCGUUGAUUGCAGCAAAAUAUUUCUAACUAAUCGUUUUUUUUAUGGAUUGGUUAUAUUUUUAAUAAAAUUACUUUUUGAUGAUGAAACUUAGAUGCCUCAUGGAAUGAAAUACUAUUAUCACGGGUUUGUGUGUAGAGAAUAUAACGUUACGUGUACGUAAUUCUAUCUGCGCAAUAUCAAAUCUUACACGAAUUAAAUGAUGUUACAAAUAUACGAUUUCAUGAAAGACU
Messenger RNA from Branchiostoma belcheri (Belcher's lancelet), 1356 nucleotides. RefSeq names its product putative IQ motif and ankyrin repeat domain-containing protein. The record is from RefSeq and is a predicted model, not a curated record. Lineage: Eukaryota; Metazoa; Chordata; Leptocardii; Amphioxiformes; Branchiostomatidae. Bases 96 to 788 code for a protein of 230 amino acids. The transcript has 5 exons.